Bursaphelenchus okinawaensis is the source of this 1691-nucleotide messenger RNA. NCBI's taxonomy places the organism in Eukaryota, Metazoa, Nematoda, Chromadorea, Rhabditida, Aphelenchoididae. The record is from the annotation of a GenBank genome assembly.
AUGACACCCCUUCUUCGACCAAACCCACAUUUUUUAACAAUACCAAAACGGCUAGCCUCUCGUCAAGUGUUGGACAAUAACUACGUGAUACCGGAUGGCCGUGUUUUGAGGAUUCAACGUGCUGAACCAGAAGAUAAGGACGCUUUGUUCACUUUCUACCGCGACAAUUUUUCAGUUCAAGAGCCAAUCUCAAGGUAUUUGAAGAUAACAUUCGAGGAUCUGGAAGGAGCUUUUUAUGGUCCCAUCUUUGAUAUGGCAUUGAAACAAGGACUGAGUACGGCGGCGUACGAUGGCGACAAGUUGGUUGGGGUCUCGAUUGUCACUUUGAAUCCGGUGGAACAACGAACUCUACUGGUACCUCAAAAUGAGUUUGGAAUUGGUAAGUUUGGUUUUUUUGUAGUGAGGUAGGGUAAAGUAGGUUUUGUUUGAUGGUGGGAUAGGGCAUGAUGGGUUAAGUGUAGAGUAAGGUAAGGUGGUUUAAAGUAGGGUAAGGUAGAGUAGGGGAAAUUACAGUAUUUUAGGGUAGGGUAAGAUAGGAUACGGUAGGUUAGGGUAGGAUACGGUAGCGUAGGGUGGAGUAGAGUAAAGUAUGCUAUGGCAUUUGUAAAUAAAUUCACAUUCAGACGCCGAUAAAUACGCGAAACAACUAGGAACAUCAGUAAACGGUGGGAUAUUGUACUCGUUGUUGAUGCAUGGUGAAGCUAUAUCAGUGUCAUUGCUACCUGAAGAAAUUACUCACCUUGUUCGAGCUGAAGCUGGUAGUGUCAGUCCAGAUUAUAGGGGGUAAAUUUCAAAAAAAAAUUAUUUUUGAUAAUAAAAGGAGAUUUUAAUUUUUUUUGUUGAAAAAAAGUAGUUUUUAGACUUAAUACUAUGUAGAUAUAUGUAGAUGUAGAAUUAUAUUUUAGAUAUAACUUAUGAUUAUAGAGCUGAUGUGAGACGGAAAUUGGCCAUAGAAUCGGCUAAACUGGCGGCUUCUGAAGGGUACGAAGUGAUAGACACAUUGUGUUCAGCUACAGCUUCUACUAAAGUUAUGGGCGAUGUAAGUAGCAUACCGUUUUACUAUAGUAAUGUACAAUACUAUUGCGAUGGUACUGACAAAAAUUAUUUGUGGUACUAUACACUGAAAAUCGCCGUACUUUAAGAUUUAGGAUCAUAGUACGGUAGUACUGUAGAAAUUUUUAAACUUUAUUAUAUAGACUUUAAAAAUCUUUUUUUUGUACAUAUUUGCGGUUCUAGUACGAUGGUACUGAGAAAAAAGUAAAAAUAGUAGUACUAUAUAGCACGGAAACCUAAAAUACAGUACAAAUUUACCAAUACAGUACGAUGGUUUUUACUGCUAAGAAUUUCUACUAUGCAGACGUUAGCUUUUUUAGGACGAUACUAUUACAGUACGAUGUAAAAACAUACUCAAGGUAGAUUAGUAAUAGUACGACUAGAAAAUAUAUUGACAGAUAGUAUUAUAACUGUACGAUGCUAAUUCAAAUUACGACUUUUAGUGCGGCCUAGUGACAAGACAUAAAAUGGUGUACAAAGACAUGACGUACCACGGUAAACCCAUCUUCCCAACGCCUUUACAUGAUGAUAAUACUUCGAUGAAUGUUAUGCAAGGAUCGAUAAAAGACUUGUCUACGCUUGAAUGUCCUAAAGAAUCGACCAUUCAGAAGUACAAAAAGAGGAUGGCUAGGAAUUAG